Gracilinanus agilis (Agile Gracile Mouse Opossum) is the source of this 1185-nucleotide messenger RNA. It is a transcript of the gene PLPP2, whose product is annotated as phospholipid phosphatase 2. The coding region runs from base 88 to 948 and encodes 286 amino acids. Gene Ontology annotation, molecular function: phosphatidate phosphatase activity. Gene Ontology annotation, biological process: phospholipid metabolic process; signal transduction; phospholipid dephosphorylation. The record is from RefSeq and is a predicted model, not a curated record. NCBI's taxonomy places the organism in Eukaryota, Metazoa, Chordata, Mammalia, Didelphimorphia, Didelphidae. The transcript is spliced from 6 exons.
GCCCCGGGUCUAGGACCCCGGAGCCCCCAUCCCCGUCCGUGUCGACGUCCCGGGGCAGCGCUAGGAGGCAACCGUCCGGGGCCAGGCAUGGAGAGGAACAAGGUGUUCGUGGUGCUCGACGUGGUGUGCCUUGUGGUCGCCGCUCUGCCCUUUGCCAUCCUGACGCUGGUGAACUCUCCGUACAAGAGGGGCUUCUAUUGCAACGAUGACACCAUCCGAUACCCGUACCGCCCCGACACCAUCACCCAUGGCCUCCUGGCGGGUGUCACCAUUACUGUCAGCGUCCUCAUCGUCUCGACCGGAGAGGCCUACCUGGUCUACACCGAGCGCCUCUACUCCCGCUCAGACUUCAACAACUAUGUGGCUGCCCUCUAUAAGGUCCUGGGCACCUUCCUCUUUGGGGCAAGCGUGAGCCAGUCCCUGACUGACCUCGCCAAGUACAUGAUCGGCCGCCUUCGCCCCAACUUCCUCGCCGUCUGUGACCCCGACUGGACCCGAGUCAACUGCUCCGUCUACGUCCAGCCUGAGCUUGUGUGCCGGGGAAGCCCCAGGAAUGUCACUGAGUCCAGGCUGUCCUUCUACUCGGGCCACUCAUCCUUUGGCAUGUACUGCAUGGUCUUCCUUGCGCUGUAUGUCCAGGCCCGCCUGUGCUGGCGCUGGGCACGGCUCCUCAGGCCCACGGUCCAGUUCUUCCUGGUGGCCUUUGCCCUGUACGUGGGCUACACGCGUGUGGCCGACUACAAGCACCACUGGAGCGACGUGCUGACCGGUCUCCUGCAGGGAGCGCUCGUGGCCGGGCUCACGGUCCGCUACGUCUCGGACUUCUUCAAGGUUCGCCCCCCUCAGCCCAGCCCAAACGAGGAGCUGGAACGGAAGCCCAGCCUGGCCUUGGCCUUGACCCUCACUGAGGGCGACCGGAAUCAUUUCCCUUAUGCCAGUCCCUCCUGAGCGGCCUCCCAGCCCUCCCUCUCCUGGACGGACACUUCCCUGACCCUGCCUGGACCACCGUCGUCUCUUCCCUUCCUGCCUCCAGGCGAGGUCUUGCUGGUUGGGGGGAGCCACUCUAGGGAACUGCGCUUCAGGGGGUCUCAUCCCCUCUGCCUCCCUGGGGACGGUAGGAGCUAAAUGAAGAGCCUGGAGUAGAGGCUGGGAGCCAGGCUGGGGGAUCCUAGCUGUAGAAAUGCC